Humulus lupulus (European hop) is the source of this 812-nucleotide messenger RNA. RefSeq lists its product as uncharacterized. Lineage: Eukaryota; Viridiplantae; Streptophyta; Magnoliopsida; Rosales; Cannabaceae. The record is from RefSeq and is a predicted model, not a curated record. The transcript has a single exon. Bases 215 to 571 code for a protein of 118 amino acids.
UGUGAUAAGCACUAGCACUAUCAACUCCACCACCAAGCUCCUCCAUUAUCAGAAACUUAAUUUAGUGAACCCAAAACACACCCUUUAAUAUUUUUCUUUCAUUGCAGAAUCUCCACUACUUGUUCAUCAUCAAAAUAUAUCCAUCUCUCUUGCUAGUUUCAUCAGUUUUAGAAUUAUAUAUACAUAUAUAGCAAGGAUCGAAUUGAAGAUCAUCAUGUGGCGUAGGGUGGCAACUCUAGGGCAAAACCUUCAGAACAUAAGAAAGAGUCCAAGAGUGGCAGAUGAGAGCAUGUUUGGAGGCGGGAAUAACCAAGCCGAGUUGCCAAUCAUCGCCCAUGGAAGAUCGCCGGCGAUAUGGAAAGGUUUGACGAUCAUAUGCAGUGUGGUUCGGGCUCCGAUUCUGUCCUUGUUCUCUUGCUUCUCUCAACCUUCUUCUCACCAUGUUAAUGGAGGUGGUGGUGGAAAUAAUAUUACAGCUUAUGGGGUUUGGGCCACAGGUGAGUUUGCUCAGAUAUCUGAGAUGAACCAUCUCAUGGUAAGCGACAGCAUGCGUUAUGCAAUAUUGAUGUGAAAAAAGAAAAAAACAGACAUAGAGAGUGGGGAAUAAUUAAAUGUAAGUAGCAAAAUUGUUUUGUUUGCCUUAAUUAGAGGAAAAUUUAGAUAAUGGAAACGAUUCUAUGUUGAGUUUUUGACUUUUUCUAAUGAGCCCAAUUAAUUAAUAAUAUAUUUUAAUGUGUAUUUUCCAGUGUAAUUUAGCCAUGAAUAUAUUCAUAUAUAUCUAGUAUUGAUUAUGCAGUGCUUAUUACAUUAAA